CGAAGCUCCAGGUUGGGAUAAACAACAGCUCCAGAGUCAACUUCGACUUCUAUGUUGGACAUUGGAGUUUUCCGAUGCAUCGAAUUUAAGAUUUUGAAUCUGAUCUGCCCUGGAUUUCUUGUGAAGGAUAUUUCACGGGCUACGACAAGACUUCUAAGCUUUAUCUUUCUGCAAAUAUCCCCAAGAUGUCUGGAUACAUAUGUCGAAGCUGUCGCAUAUCCCUGCGACGAACUCUACGCUCUCCACGAUUCCGUUCCAUACCAACAGCACGCACGCAUACAACAGAUUCUCUCUUCGAAGAAGACGGCAUGCGAGCCAUGGGUGCGGCAGCAGAAUUCAAGGAAGAUGGAAAAUCGCGUAACGAUGACCAGGAGCAAGACAGAGAACUGCAGUCUAGCAAAAAACAGCUAUUAGACGUCGAAGCCCUUCUCUCCAAACCUACCUGGUCCGUCCGUUCGCUCAUACCAGACGAUAAUGUCCUGCCAGAGGACGAAAUCACCCCCGAGAAACUCCACCACCUACUUCGUCUUUCCGCACUACCUCUGCCAAAGUCCUCUGCUGAAGAAGCUAAGAUGCUUAAGAUAUUGCAUUCACAACUUCAUUUUGUUCGCGAUAUCCAGAAAGUAAAUACAGAUGGUGUGGAGCCGUUACGGAGUAUUCGUGAUGAAACAGAAGAGGGUAUUAAGGAGAUUACAAUAGGGAUGGAGCAAUUGAAAGAGGCGUUUGCGAAGGAGGAUAUUGUUGGGAAGAAUAGAAGGCCACGAAGGAGGAGGGACAUAAAGGUAGAUACCAAGGGAGUGGAGGAUUGGAAUGUGAUGGGAUCAGCUGCUGAGACGGUUGAGAUGAAUGGAUCGAGAUACUUUGUGGUUAGGAGCGGGAAAGGGCAGGCAGAAAAGAGCAGAUUGAAUCCUGCUGAAUGGAGAAGUAUAAUGCAUGAGAAUGCUGGUGAGGUGGAAGACUUGCCGGAAGGAUCAGAUAUGUCAGCAGAGACAGGCUCUAAAGAUGCCCACGUUCUUGAUCAAGAACUCAAAUCAUAAUGCUAC
Molecule: messenger RNA, 1043 nt
Organism: Mollisia scopiformis
Lineage: Eukaryota; Fungi; Ascomycota; Leotiomycetes; Helotiales; Mollisiaceae
Exons: 2
Coding region: 186-1037 (283 amino acids)
Biological process (GO): regulation of translational fidelity; glutaminyl-tRNAGln biosynthesis via transamidation
Molecular function (GO): glutaminyl-tRNA synthase (glutamine-hydrolyzing) activity
Source: RefSeq, a predicted model, not a curated record